UGUAGCCUCUCUUCUCUGGGCGGUUCCAGUCUCAAAAGAGACGUUCAGAAAGCUCACCAACAAAACUAUCAGCUCAGACACAAACAUGGCGCCUGCCUCCGCCGUCAACUUCAGAUGAAAGUGUGGCGAAGAAGUGGCCUGCAAAGUUUCAAAGGACUAUUUCGAAGUGGCUUUUUUUUCUUUUUUUUAAUGCGCUGUCCUGGUUUGACCCGUUUCGGUUUGCACAAAUAGAAAUACGGAAUAUAUCAAGCGGGUAAAAGCAGCAAGUUGCCUACAUGUCAACAUUGUCCCUCGCUGCAGUGUAAACAGCUGGUACGCCCAGCCAUGAUUGAGGACAAGGGUCACCGUGUGACCGACUACUUUGUGGUGGCCGGGCUGACAGACAAGUCCACGCCCCUGGAGCAGGACCUGUCGGAGACCAAGUCCGGCGGCCCCAAAGCGCCCAUCACUGACUUGGCUGUCAUUAACAAGUCGGCCGGAGAAACGGUGCCCGAGGGCUUCACUUGCAUCGACACCACCUACAGCGGCCAGCCAGCCAACCUUAACCACGGCAGUCUUAAGAGUCCUGAGCUGUUUCUGUGCUACAGGAGGAGUCGAGGGAAGUCGCCUCUUAUUGACAUUGGUGUGCUGUAUGAGGGGAAGGAGCGUCUGAUCCAGGGCUGCGAGGUCAUCCAGGCCACACCGUACGGCCGCUGCGCCAACGUCAACAACAGCUCCGCCACCUCGCAGCGCAUUUUCAUCACCCUCCGCCGAGCGCCGCCCGUCCAGCCUCAGAACUCCCUGGCAGUGACAGACAUCUGCGUGAUCGUCACCAGCAAGGGCGAGACACCACCACAUACCUUUUGCAAGGUGGACAAAAACCUCAACUGUGGCAUGUGGGGCUCUAAUGUGUUCCUGUGUUACAAGAAAUCAGUAUCUGCGUCCAAUUCCAUCAGUUACAAAGCCGGUCUCAUCUUUCGUUACCCAGAAGAAGACUAUGAGUCUUUUCCUCUGUCAGAAUCUGUCCCUCUGUUUUGUUUGCCCAUGGGUGCCCAGAUCGAGUGUUGGGCACCAAACACACGGGAUCCCCUGCCCGUCUUCUCCACGUUUGUCUUAACCAUCUCUUCUGGUGAAAAGGUGUAUGGAUCAGCCAUCCAGUUUUACGAGCCUUAUCCAGUGGAUCUGUUGAGUGAGAAGCAGAAGAUCCAGUUGGGCCUGCUCACCACGGUGGAGAAAAAGAUGAUCCCCAACCGGCCUGUAAACACCAAUAAAUGCAUCUGCCUGCUCUCUCGCUGGCCCUUCUUUGAGGCCUUUCGCAAGUUCCUGAUGUUCCUCUAUAAGCUCUCUGUCUCAGGCCCACACCCACUGCCUAUUGAAAAGCACAUCUCGCACUUCAUGCACAAUGUGUCAUUUCCUUCUCCGCAAAGGCCAAGAAUAUUAGUCCAGCUCUCAGCACAUGACAACUUGAUCCUCUCCCAGCCUGUGUGUACACCCUUACCCCUCAGCGGGGCAGACUACGGCACUCUGCUGAUGAAUCUGGGCUCCGAGAACUGCGCCACACUGCUGCACUUUAUCCUGCUGGAGAGCAAAAUCCUGCUGCACUCGCUCCGGCCCGCUGUGCUCACCGGAGUGGCCGAGGCUGUGGUGGCUAUGAUCUUCCCCUUCCAGUGGCAGUGUCCCUACAUCCCCCUGUGCCCGCUCUCUCUAGCAGGUGUCCUCAACGCUCCUUGUCCAUUCAUAGUGGGUGUGGACUCCCGCUACUUUGACCUUUACGACCCCCCGCCAGAUGUUGUCUGCGUGGAUCUGGACACCAACACUAUCUACCUGUCUGACGAAAAGAGACACAGCAACUGGAAGAACCUCCCAAAGAAGCCCUGCAAGAGUCUCGUUAACUCACUGAGCAACUUGCACCACCAGCUGGCCACUGUUUCAGUACAUCAAACAUCACAGGACAACUCAGCAGUGGACAUGACCCCCAUCGAGGCGGACUUCACCUGGCACAAGAAGAAGACGUCCCUGGAGAUGGAAAUCCAGGAGGCCUUCCUUCGCUUCAUGGCCUCCAUCCUGAAGGGCUACCGUUCCUACCUCAAACCCAUCACCCAGGCGCCCUCCGAAAAGGCCACGGCCGCAGAUUCCCUGUACGACCUGCAAGGCUUUCUCAAAAGCAGAGACCGCGCCCAUCAGAAGUUCUACUCCCAGCUCACCAAGACCCAGAUAUUCAUCCGCUUUAUUGAGGAGUGCACCUUUGUCAGUGAUAAGGACACUGGCCUGGCCUUUUUUGAUGACUGUGUUGAGAAGCUUUUUCCCUCUGAUAAAAUCACCGACAAGGGCACCAAGGUUGAAGGAGAAUCAUCGGAGGACACAAGAUUGUUGGAGCUGGACGAGUCCCAGAAGAGUGAGCACACUGUUUUUGUCAUGCCCCCUGAACCACCAGUUGACGAUGGGCCUGAACCUGCCCCCAGAUACACCUAUAAGAGUUUCCCAUGGCUGCAUAUGGAGCUUUUUGACCGUCCUAGGGAGUUACGGCCAGCAAUUAGCAGCAGAGCAGCAGGGGCCAGUCUGUCCAGCAGCCCUGCACUACUGGCCAAGAGGACGAAGCAGGAGAUCAAGUUAGCAUACAAGAUGGCUAAGCGCUUCUAUUCCAACCCUCCGCUGUGGGCCCGAUGUCUGUUCAGCCACUGCUACAGCCUGUGGUUCAUCUGCCUGCCAGCAGCCGUGCGCCUAUCGAAGUCUAAAAGCCGUGCCAUGCAGCAGGCUUACAAUGUCCUCCUGAAGAUGAGGACAACUGAGGUGGAGGUGCUGGAUGAGGUGUGUUACAGAGUGGUGAUGCAGCUCUGUGGUUUGUGGGGCCUUCCGGUUAUGGCUGUGCGAGUCCUGGUUGAAAUGAAAAAAGCUGGAGUGCAUCCAAACGCCAUCACAUAUGGAUACUACAACAAGGCCGUCUUAGAGAGCCCGUGGCCGAGCAGAAACCGCAGCGGCCAGUUCAUGUGGACCAAAGUUCGGAAUGUGCUUCGUGGAGUGGCUCAAUUCAAGCAAGCUCUAGACCGAACAUCCUCCAAGAAGGGACCUACACUUAGUACCACAGCUGCAUCGAUAGGCGGGUCAGCAGUCACUGACGCUGACCGCUUGAGUCACGGAAGUGCUGACAGCUCAAGUGAGGUCAAUGGUGAGGAACACAACCUGUUUCCCCACAGCCACAGCAUGGAAGGCACAACAGACAACCACUGUAGUACAGGGAGGCAGUCUGAUCAAGGCUACGGCUCCAAGGAUGAGUUACACCGGGAGCUGUCAGAGCCUUUACAUACAGCUGCCCUUUCCACUGAAGAGAGGAACAAUUCCAAAGCACAGCAUAACGGUGGUGACAUUGCCAGCUCGGUAGACAGUGCUGUAGCAGUAGCAGAACCCCCCAGUCCUGCUGAUGUGCCCUCGCCCGUCCCCAGUAUUGUGAAGUUGUCCUCAGGCAGCUUUGACGGUGGCAGGGAAACAGGUACAGGGAAACUGUUCAGGAGACACAGCAAGACUGAUAAUGUGUCUCUCCCUGAUGAUGAUACCUCGCUGGCAUCAGGGGAUGUAGCUAACCAGACCCAACAGCAGCGACAGAAAUCCUUUACUGAACGCAGCUGUAGCUUCAGCGCUGAAACCCGUGCUGGGAUGCUCCUAGAGAAAGGCGUGGACCACAUGGCCAGUCAGAUGGGGGCCGAUGCCCGUAUCUUGGCUGCAGCGCUCUGUGGAGCCCAAAGUCCACCGCCUGCUUCCAAAGCACUUUUUACAGACCUGGAGGAAGAGCCUGAAGAUGAUCGAGGGUUGAUUCUGGGAAAGUUGCCAGAGGAAGAGGGGCCAGCAGAACCAGAAGAAGAGAAGGGAGAUGAUACCAAGGUAGAGGGGUCUGAGAUAAAAAUGGAGAAACGAGAGAGGAAGUACACUGAAACACAUGAGGAGGACGCUGGGCUGCGAGGUCCGACCCUGGAGAGGGCGGAUGUGGAGGCGGGAGCUGACCCGCUUUCCCUCCUGGUGUCAGAGACAGAAGAGUCAGCCUCUGUCACCAGCCAGGAGCCACCACGCGCCGUGCCUGCUGUGGUGUCCCGCAACCUGGCCGAGGAGAUCGAAAUGUACAUGAGCCUGAGGAGCCCCCUGGGUGUGAAGUCCUCCAGCAUGGAGCUCCAGCAGGCGCAGGGAGAUUCCACUGACGCCCCACAGCUCAAACCAUCUCUGGAGCGCAGGUCCAGCCUCCCAGUGCCUCCUGUCAAACCUCCAACUGGCUCCCCAGGCGAUACACCCAAACGCAGCCCAUCCACCGUCACUCGCUCCAAGACUUUUGCAGUAAAGACAAAGACCCCUGCCACCACCACGGGUAGAUCGGCCUCACUGAGUGCGCUGGUCAAGUCCUCUCAGGGAGGGUCGUUGGGUUCAGUCAUCAACUCCAUUUCAGGCAUCAAGAUGGACACCCUCUUGUCAGGACCUAAGAUUGAUGUGCUUAAGUCAAGCAUGAAACAGGCAGCAAAUGUGGCCAGCAAAGUAUGGGGGGCAGUUGCUUCAGCUUACUCCUACUCAGAUGACGAGGAUGAACAAGCUCAGGGUGGUGGCGGCUUCCCGUCACAUCUGGAUGAACACAUGCUGGCUGCACAUGAAGGAGAUGAAAGUCCUGAGAGAGGACCAAUCCCAGGGCUGGUGGCCAAUGGUCUCAACCAGAGCUGCACAAGUCUGGGCAGCAGCAGUGGCAGCAGCGACACAGGCCGAGGGACCCACCAGACACAUCCAACUCCAGGACGAGCGGGCAGGGGUCCAGACUCCGAGCAGGGCUCCUCACUUCACGCCUCGUCCUCGAGCAUUUACCAGAACUUUGCACUGGAGGUCCUGAUGUCCAGUUGCUCCCAGUGCCGCUCUUGUGAAGCCCUGGUGUACGAUGAGGAGAUAAUGGCGGGCUGGACAGCUGAUGACUCCAACCUGAACACCAACUGUCCCUUCUGUCGCACAGCCUUUCUUCCCUUAUUGCACGUUGAGUUUCAUGACUUGCGCACAACGAGCGGGUUCUAUAUGAAUCCCAGUGCCUCAGGAGACAGUAUCCACAGCACCAGUGCCCAGCCCACAACCAGCGGCUCAGCUGACAUUAAGGCACCAGAUCUUAUCUCUUUCCCUGAAGAGGAAUCUAGGGAGACUCCAGAUGAUCAGCCUGGAACACAAAACAGUCUGAUUCCCGAGCCGGUGCAGUCAGACCCCCUGGGCCUCCUGGAGCCACAGGCAGCGGGGAAGCAGCAGAGAUGCAGUGGGACGUCACUGACACGCAGCAACAGUGUCGGUGGCCCGCUGCAGAGCCUGGACUACUCCCAGAGACCUGGACAUGGCGUCUCCACCACCAGCCUGCCCUGCAGCCUACAAGAGGUGUCGGAUGGUAUGGGGACUAAACGGCCAAACCCCAAACCAGUGUCCGUACCGUACCUCAGCCCAUUGGUGCUGCGCAAGGAGCUGGAGACGCUGUUGGAGAACGAGGGAGAUCAGGUGAUCUACACCCACAAGUUCCUCAGCCAGCACCCCAUCAUCUUCUGGAACCUGGUGUGGUAUUUCCGUCGCCUGGACCUGCCCACUCACCUCCCUGGUCUCAUCCUUACCUCUGAACACUGCAACAAAGGAGUACAGCUGCCCCUGACGUCACUGUCCCAGGACAGUAAGCAGGUAUACGUCCAGCUCCUCUGGGACAAUAUAAACCUGCACCAGGAACAUGGAGAUCCCCUCUACCAGCUCUGGAGGACUUUGUUGGAGAAGAAGGGGACGUUGGCUCCCACAGACCACCAGGAGAUUCGUACCCUCCUCAACACGAUUGUUCGCAACAUCCAGACCAACGACGUUUAUGGGCCGAUCAACCUGUUGAUUCGAGAGAUCAAACGGCGCCCAGAAGGUGUCAAACGGCAGAGGAGCAUCUACAGAGAAAUAUUGUUCCUCUCACUGGUGGCCUUGGGGAGGGAGAACAUCGACGUAGAGGCCUUCGACAGGGAGUACCGCCUGGCUUACGACGAACUGAGCGCAGAGCAGCUCAAGUCUUUGCACCGCAUUGAUCGACCGCCCAUCCCCAGCGUCCAGUGGUGCGUUAAAUGCUUCGGCGCACCCUUCAUCUGACCGCCAGCACCGGGCAGCAAAGAUGAAAAAUCUGACUGGCCAAGUGCGACGGCAGGAGGGAAGGAUAGGCAGAGGGCCUGGGUGUGAGCGAAAAAUUUUAUUUAAACACCUCCAGUCGCCCAAACAUGGUACUUCUUCUUCCCUCUGUCUUGGAAGAUGCCCAUUGUCUGCUUUUUUACAACCUUAUUAUGCUUGUCAUGGGCUUUCCAAGCAGCUACUUACAGGUGGGACUGUUUCUGUAAAAUGCUUGGAAAGCUGCAGUGAAUCUCUUGGGACUAGUUGAGGUGAGUUUGUCUGCAGAUGGUGUAUAGAAUGAUUAAUCACUGUACAGAAUGUAUUGACUGCCCCUAUGGUGUAGACGUAUCUGUUUGUGUGUGUGUGUGUGUGUGUAAUCGUAGCCUUUUGCCCACUUCACUUAAAUCUGUCCUACCUAUCUGCAGAUCAUUUUGAGUUGUUUGAGACCGUGUACAGAUCCCGUCUGUUCUUUGUGCACUUUCCAAAAAAAAAACAAAAAAAA
This is a messenger RNA of Morone saxatilis (striped sea-bass), 6607 nucleotides long. It is a transcript of the gene dennd4c, whose product is annotated as DENN/MADD domain containing 4C. Gene Ontology annotation, cellular component: cytoplasmic vesicle; ESCRT I complex. Gene Ontology annotation, biological process: regulation of Rab protein signal transduction. Lineage: Eukaryota; Metazoa; Chordata; Actinopteri; Moronidae. The record is from RefSeq and is a predicted model, not a curated record. The coding region runs from base 325 to 6090 and encodes 1921 amino acids. The transcript is spliced from 34 exons. Gene Ontology annotation, molecular function: protein binding.